AUGUCCAUUGUUACUUUAUUUGUCGAUACUUCUGAAGAGAAAGUCAGUACUGAAAGACGAUUUGAUAAAGGACUCACCAUUUCCCAACUCAAGUAUAAGCUUGAGCCUAUCACAGGUAUUCCUUAUUCAACACAAGUAAUUGAGUUAUAUCAAGGAAAUAGCCUGUUGGGUGUACUGGAUGAAGAAGAUAAAAUGCUAGGAGCAUACCCUGUUGAAGAUUAUAUGAGACUGUAUGUUAAAGACACCAAUCCUCAUCGUAUCAAGAACCAGUAUACAGACGUAUCACUCGUUGAAAAGUUUGAACUGACAGAAGAAGAGUAUACCAAAAGAUCAGAUACCGUCAGAGCUUUCAAGGAACGUAACAAGUUGGGUCGUUUUUCAGAAGAGGCAGCCGCCAAAGAGCGAGCUAUUGAAUUAGCUUACAAGGAAGCAGCAGAACAUAUCAAGGUUGGAGACAGAUGUGAGGUGAUUGGAGACGACGAAUCUGUAAGACGACGAGGCACUGUUCGUUUCGUAGGUGAAACACAGUUUCAACCUGGCUUAUGGGUGGGUGUUCAAUAUGAUGAACCUCUUGGUAAAAAUGAUGGGAGUGUCCAAGGUGUUCGUUACUUUACUUGUCCCAACAAAUAUGGAGGAUUUGUUCGUCCUAUUAAAGUGAAUGUAGGUGACUUUCCUGAAGAAGACUUGAUGGAUAGCGAUGAUGACCUUGAAGAAAUGUAA
Messenger RNA from Rhizopus microsporus ATCC 52813, 720 nucleotides. RefSeq names its product tubulin-folding cofactor B. The coding region runs from base 1 to 720 and encodes 239 amino acids. Gene Ontology annotation, cellular component: microtubule plus-end; cytoplasm; nucleus. NCBI's taxonomy places the organism in Eukaryota, Fungi, Mucoromycota, Mucoromycetes, Mucorales, Rhizopodaceae. Gene Ontology annotation, molecular function: alpha-tubulin binding; microtubule plus-end binding. The record is from RefSeq and is a predicted model, not a curated record. The transcript is spliced from 3 exons. Gene Ontology annotation, biological process: tubulin complex assembly; post-chaperonin tubulin folding pathway; cytoplasmic microtubule organization.